AGCAACGAGGAAACAACAGAGGGACAUUCUCUCCUGGAGGGACCCCAACACACAGCAGCCCCACUGAGAGAGGCGACCAUGAAAAUGAUCAUAUCAGAGCUGCAGGUCUGAGUUUUCAUCAGUGUCUAACAGAAGGAUGACGUUCAACUGGCUGGAGGAGUGGAACAUCUCCUUUGCCGGCUGCGGGUUCAGGAGUAUUUACUAUGUGGGAGCGCUGAGCUGCAUCCUGGAGCGGGCCCCACACUUAGUCGAUGGAGCCUCAAAGAUCUGCGGAGCUUCAUCUGGGUGUCUUGUAGCAGCAGCUCUGACUGUUGGGAUUCCUAUAGAACAGCUCUGCGCCAACAUUCUGACCACCGCCUCAGAGGCCAGAAAACACUCUCUGCGAGUUUUCCACCCGACCUUCAGCCUCCUGCGGACCGUUCGGGACUCCCUGCUGGAGGAGUUGCCCCAGGACGCCCACCGGAGGGCCUCGGGGAGGCUCUGCGUGUCGCUCACCAGGAUGUCCGACAUGAAGAACGUGCUGGUGUCAGAGUUCGACACCAGAGAGGAGCUCAUCCAGGUUCUCAUGUGCAGCUGCUUCUUCCCUGCUUACAGCGGCUUCAUACCACCAUCGUACCGUGGAGUGCGCUACAUGGACGGAGCUCUGAGCAACAAUGUUCCGCUGUGCGAGCAGAGAAACACCAUCAUCAUGGCUCCCUUCUCAGGCGAGAGCGACAUCUGUCCCAGAGAGGGCACGUAUAACGCUCUGGAGGUCCACUACGGCAACGUCAGCAUUAAGGUCAACACUGGGAAUGUGCAUCGCAUCUGCACGUCCUUCCUUCCUCCCAGGCUGGAGAUGUUGGCUGAGAUCUGCAAUAAUGGCUACGUGGACGCCCUCUGCUUCUUGAGAGAAAGAGGUCUGCUCAGAGCGCAGAAUGCUCCCCACGCUGUGGCUGGAGGGAAAUGUUGUGAGCUGGGGAAGAAAAGAGCUCGGACUGAAGAACAGACGAAGAAGAAGAUUCUACUGAAGGGAAACGACUCUGAUGAGGAAGACCACCAGUGGCUGGACCCUGAAGUCAUACAGAACCUCCCGGGGUCCAUUCAGCAAGUGCUAUGUGCGGCAUGCAGAAACAGCCAUGACGGCGUCGCUUGCUGGUCGCAGCUCAUCGAUCCGGUGAAGCUGAUCAUGUUUCUGCUGUCUCUUCUCAUCCUGCCCGUUCAGAUGACCGUCCUAGUCACUAAACGACUCCUGAUGUCUGCUGAUCUCCACAGGCAGACAAGAAGGACCAGAGGCCUCAUCAGUGUGUGUCCAGAGCAGGACUGCAGCAGUGGGUUUUCUGACUGUACCACCGAGACAGGAGGAGAUUCAAAUAGUCAAAGGGCCAAAGAAAGAAGAAAGCAGAAAAAGACUGUUUAGAAAUCCGCCAAUAUUUACAUGUGGAAUUGAAACAGACAUUUCUGUUUGGAUUCUGGUUGUGGGGUUUUUGGAUGACUGUACAUAUACUUCCUUUCUGUACAUGUUGACCUAUAAGUUAUUACUGUGAAAGUUGUCUCCAUAUCAGUGUAACUGAUCUGACAGAAAUUAUUAAUUUAAGAGCUACCGUACAUUUUUGUAAGAUACUGUAUGAACGCUUUAGAAAGAACUUGUACAAUCCAAUGUGAUAAACUACAACGGGUCUGCUAGUCCAGACUACCGAGAGAACUUUGUUUUUGAGACUGUCAGUACUGCGUUUCACCCAUGACCGCAAUUUGAAGCAUCUGCGGCAAAAACUGAAAUAUGACUCAAAUUGUUGAUGUAAAUAAUGUCUCCUUUGAGGGCUCUGGUCCAUUUAUAUCAGUGCUGUCAAACAUAAGGCCUGCAGAAGUCCCCAUUCCAGCUGAGCAAAAAAUUUCUCAAGAGUAGUGGACACAACACAACACUGAAACCAGUGACGCUGACAUGACAGAUAACUUCCUCAUUGAUAGAACUAGCAUUAGCCUGAAAGUCAUGCUGUCAGGACGAGUUUUUAUAAACAUGCACAAUUUGACAUGAAUAAGAAUAAAUGUCUGGACCAGGAGUCUGCAACCUGCGGCUCUGGAGCCACGAGGCUCAUCAGUCCCUCUGUAGCGGCUCCACGGAGCUUUCACAAUAUGAAACGUGAAAAGAGAUUGAACUUUUUUUGAAUAUAGUUACACUCCACGGUACGGUUGAAAAUGAUUCAUCACGCUCGGUUCAAAAAGGAUUCAAAGAAAUGUACAAGCAAAAUUUGGAAAAAUAGCUAAAACCACAAGAAGUGCGGAAAAUGAUAGAGUGUCUAAAAAAAAGUCAAAUGUUUAAAAUUUCUAAAAGGACAUAAAUACUGUUGGAAAAAAGCAUGCAAAACUGGUUAAAAGGAGACAAAACCGUUUAAACGGCUAAAAUUUCAAAAUCAUCAACAAAAAGUACUUGAAAACAGGAGCAACGAUGUUAAUCCAGUACAAAAAUAGUUUAUAUUCAAUAAAACGUUCACUACUCUGAACCCUAACUUCAUAAGUGGAUCAUGAGAUAUUUUUUUUGCAUGUGCAUCAAAACUAUAUAUGAAACUUCAUGGGCUGCACUCGCCUCAUAUUAAAGGUUAAAUACGCUUUGUGGCUCCAGAACAACGGAAAGUCACAAAAACGGCUCUUUUGGUUAUAAAGGUUGCAGAGCCCUGGUCUGGAUGAAAGAAAAAGAAGGCAUUUACGUAGAAGCCCUUAGCAUGCCAGCUCUCCAAUGUGUUGUACUUUUGAUGGUUUUCAUAUAAUAUAUUCUCUGGAAAACAUUUCAUGAAAGAACGAAGGUAAACCGCUGAUUUAGAAAAAGCAUCAUCAAGACAUUUUAAUUGACAAAAGUUUCAUAAAACUCCUUGUGAAUGACAUUUCCGUGAACAUAGGACAUAAUUCUAUAAUUACUAAAGCAAUAAAAGUUGAUAAGAGAAUAAAAUCAAACCCACUUUGAGUUUUGUAACAUUUUGAAAGGCGUGUCCGAAGUCUUCCAGUGAGACAGUGACUCCGGUUUCCUCCAGUGGUCAUUUUUGCAUAUGUACAGUUCAUAGCACCAUGAAGUGAGACGUUAAUGCGAGCUGGCGGCAGACGGAGACUCGUAGAGGCUCACACUGCUGGAGCCGGCGCCCGGAGUCGCACCUACUGCCCAAACAGUAGAUGUCCGUGUCGAGACUUACUGCAUCGCGGUGCAGUACAGUACAGUACGAGGCAAAACAAACAUUUAAAUGCAUGACCUCCUCCAAAGACAGUCAAGCAUCAUUGUCAAGUCCCUGAUUUCACGU
This is a messenger RNA of Salarias fasciatus (jewelled blenny), 3263 nucleotides long. Its product is annotated as patatin-like phospholipase domain-containing protein 2. Gene Ontology annotation, cellular component: lipid droplet; membrane; cytoplasm. Lineage: Eukaryota; Metazoa; Chordata; Actinopteri; Blenniiformes; Blenniidae. The transcript is spliced from 9 exons. Gene Ontology annotation, molecular function: triacylglycerol lipase activity. Gene Ontology annotation, biological process: triglyceride catabolic process; lipid homeostasis. The coding region runs from base 137 to 1396 and encodes 419 amino acids. The record is from RefSeq and is a predicted model, not a curated record.